Prorocentrum cordatum is the source of this 1093-nucleotide messenger RNA. NCBI's taxonomy places the organism in Eukaryota, Dinophyceae, Prorocentrales, Prorocentraceae. The record is from the annotation of a GenBank genome assembly.
GCUCCAGAGUUUCGAGCUCACAGGGCUCAUCGACACCAUCGCCCAAGGCAACUGCACGAUCAUCAUCAAUGCGCUCGCAGCAGGUGCCAAGGUCGUCCAGGCCAUGCGGCGCACCAGCCUAUGUUUAUCGACCAAAGUGGUCAACCUGCAGCUCAGAGCCGAUUCGCGCAUGCAUGCACAAGAAAUUGCCAGAGACGUAUCCAGUGAGUGGUCGAGGCGGGAUCACCUCCAGGCUUUUCGCAGGCUUAGAUCCAUCGGGGCUGGCUCCAAGAAGAAGGUUCGGCGUCGAGUUUUACCCAUCCUCAACGGCUUCGACGGAAAUCCGCUCGACUCGGAACGUGCCGUUGCUGACAUGUGGACACAGCAUUUCGCCCUUAUCGAAGCGGGUCCUGUCAUACCCUUCUCGGACCUGGCCUGGUACAGUUCAGGGAUCCAGGAGUUGCCCCAGGAGCUCCUCGAUCGCAUCGCGUUCGCCCCGGAGGAUCCUUACACCAUGGCCCAGGCGUUGCAAGCCUUGCGCUCAGCUAAGCCGUCAGCAGCAGGACCAGACGGCAUCACAGGCAACAUGGUCCGCAAGCUUGCUGGCGAGCUGGCUCCGUUGCUGCUGCCACUGUUCCUGAAGGCCCAGGUACGCAUCUCGGAGCCUAUCCAGUGGAAGGGAGUUGCUCAUGGCGGCGCGGACUUUGCAGCACUGGAAGUGCGCACCAUGCAGCAGAUCGGCCUCCAGACGGGUCAGUCCGCGUUGUUUAUCCCUACGGAUGCUGUGCAGGCUUUUUACAGAUCGGUCAGGGAGCUUGUCUUCGAGACGGGCGCAUCUGACGAGGCACUGGCCCACAUCCUCAGGUCUGCAGGGCUUCCACCAGAGGCCAUGGAUGAACUCGAGGCGUACGUCAAGACCCAUGGGCCCAUCAUGGAGGCUCCGCAGUUCCCCAAGAGGCUCCACGCGCAGGUGGCGGACUGCUACCAGUCCAACUGGUUCGUUGUCCAAGGGAGCUCUACCAUGGCUUUUCCUCAAGAGGGUACGGGACCUGAGCAGCAAUUGGGGGACCUGGUGCACAAUUUCGUCGUGGCCCUAGUGGCCAAAGAAGCCCAG